UGCUGACGGUUCUCCUGUAAAUUCCCCAACCGACUUACUCUAUGGUACAAAUGUAACUGCACAAACCAAAGCAACUAUUAAAUGCACUGAUCCAUUACCCAAUGGAGCAUAUCCAAUGCCUCGUUGUUAUUCUGAUAUAAUGUGUAUGUAUGGUGUGCAGCAAAAUGAUAUAAAUACAAUUUCGAGCUAUCGUUCAUAUAGGUCGACAAGUCACUUGGCUACCUUUUUUGCUCAAUUUGUUUCAUUCGACAUUACGUCAUCAAAAAACACCUUGAGUACUUAUCCGAUGUUUUUACCUGCUGAUGAUCCCUUCUAUGUUCUAAAUGGUUCAUCCCCGAACUCUCCUCAAAUCGAUGUAAACUUCCUACCUGCCAAUAGAUCAGCUGGUAAUGACGGUACAAAUCCUCUUACUAGUGGAAUAAAUUUGGUUACUCCUUUUCUUGAUUUAAAUAAUAUCUAUAGUAGUAAUGAUACUUUAAUGUUGACUAAAUUUCGUGACACUUCGAGUAAACGUGGAAAAUUAAAGGUAUCAAUUGCUAGUAAUGGUGAUCAAUAUCCACCAAAAACUCCCUCUGGUGAUUAUGACUUGGGUGCUACUUCCACGCGUUCUCGCAAUAUAUUCACUGUAGCCAUCCACACAAUCUGGUUACGAGAACAUAACCGUAUGUGUGAUCAAUUAUAUCAAAUUUAUCAAGAUUCUUGGACGGAUGAUCAAUAUUUUCAGGAAGCUAGACGUUGGACUACUGCUUUUUAUCAAAAAGCGGUUGCAGAAGAAUAUAUUGGGGCUGUUCUUGGUCGUCCUCUGCCUGCAUACCAAAAUUAUAAUCCCGAUCUUAAACCUGGGAUAGAUACAUUCUUCGCAACGGUUACAUUUCGUUACGGACAUAGUGAAUUAAGUGAUCUUUAUCAAAUCCGAGACGAUCAUGGCGAUGUCCUUACUAAUGUUGCCUUGAACGAUAUUAAAGACCUUACACUCUUGGAAAAUUUUGGAUUGGAAAAGGUAUUAUUGUCGAUGGUACUUCAACGUCAGGAGGAUGUAGAUAAUUUUUUUUCAAACUCAACCAAAAAAGCAAUCGGCCCUGAUCAAGUCACUUAUGAUCUAGCAUCUUUCGAUUUGAUAAGGUCUAGGGACCGCGGCAUUCCUUUAUACAAUAAAGUGAGGCAAUUUUUUAAUUUGCCACAGGCUCAAUCAUUUUCUGAUAUUUCCAAUCUUGAUAAAGUAGAGGCGUUGGUUGGUGUUAUGUGUGAACCUCAUUUGGAUGGUGCUAAUUUUGGUAUGACCAUGAAUGCGAGCAUUGUAACACAA
Racocetra persica is the source of this 1306-nucleotide messenger RNA. NCBI's taxonomy places the organism in Eukaryota, Fungi, Glomeromycota, Glomeromycetes, Diversisporales, Gigasporaceae. The record is from the annotation of a GenBank genome assembly.